Molecule: messenger RNA, 8031 nt
Organism: Colossoma macropomum (tambaqui)
Lineage: Eukaryota; Metazoa; Chordata; Actinopteri; Characiformes; Serrasalmidae
Product: piezo-type mechanosensitive ion channel component 2
Exons: 54
Coding region: 1-8031 (2676 amino acids)
Source: RefSeq, a predicted model, not a curated record
AUGGCAGGGGAUAUUGUAGUAGGGAUGCUCUAUAACUUACUGCUGCCACUUAUUCUACUAACAGCUAUAGCCUUUCGCUACAAUGGCCUCUCUGUGGUGUAUCUUCUGUUUUUGCUGUCUUUACCUUUGCUGCCCAGCCCUACGCUGACCACCAUGAAGGGAAAUACAGGCAGGUUCCUCCUAAUUGUUUGCUCCACAGGUGUAAUGUUUCUGGCCCUACAGUGUGGAAUACAGAUCACGUACGCAUACGUCCCUAAAGAGAUAAGUGGACCCUGGGAAAACAUCCUCUAUCAUCUUGGUAUUGUGAGAUUUAGUGAUGUUGAUGCUGGGAACGUACUGCGUCUCCUGAUGCCGGACUUUGGCCUGUUCCUGUCGACCUUCUUCAUCCGGCGUUUGUGUAACAAGCUACUGCGACCACCAUCUAUUAAUGACCAUGAGCACAGCAUUCAGCUCUCUGACACUGAGGAUGAUGAAACAUCUGACUCAGAGUAUGAGGAGGAGAGUGACAGGUCGUGUUCAGACAGUUCUGAAGAGAGCAAAGCAGCCCCAGCGACUCCUCCUCAAUUUGUGCAGAAGCUUAUUGUCUUUGCAGCUGGUCUAAGACUGCUCCUCUCUACUGUCAUGAAUACUGCUGGAAAAGUAGUGGUGACCAUACUGCUGGGGCUCGCAGGUAUAGCUCUACCUUCACUGACUUCAGCCUUGUAUUUUGGGGCAUUCCUGAGUCUUGUGUGGUGUUGGGUGUUGGGUUAUUCUAUUGAUCUGCUGCUUUUUAGCACAUUGUGUCUAAUGAUGACUAUAUUUAGUGGCGGACACAUCCUGAUCCUCUACCUCUAUCAGCUGCCUCUGUUCCAGCAGCUGGUACCUCCUCAGGACCUUUAUGCCAGGCUAUUUGGAAUGACUGCAUUCAUCCACACAAAUGCAUCAGAACCAUACAGUCUUGGCCUGCAGGCGGAUGUGAGUUGGCCUGUGAUAAUAAACCCUCUGGUAUUAUUGGUGCUGUACUACACAAUGGUGGCUCUUCUCCAAAAAUGGACUUCCACAGCUGAAGAGCCAGUCCUCAUGAUGAUAAACAGCUCUUGGCAGGACCGCGAUUCUUCUGGGAUGAACUCGCUGCCCUCAGACAAUGGCUACCCACGCUGCCUUUCCCUUCCGCCGUACACCCAAGAUGACUGCUCUUACGGUGUUCACACACAUACUCUUGUGGAUGAAGAAGAAGCGAGCUGUGAGAGAGAUGAUGAUACCCUGGAUGACGUAGAACCCUUGUCAACUUCUGAACCCAGUGCCUUCACUCUGCUGGGUCAGUCCAUCAUGAGACAGAGCUACGUUAGCGCUCUCAUCAUAAUGAUGGUAUGGAGCAUCACUUACAAUUCAUGGCUCACAUUUGCUAUGUUGGUGUGGUCUUGUGUGAUCUGGAUGUCAAAGCGUCGACGGCAGUACACCAUGCUCAGUGCUCCGUUUCUCGCUGCCUAUUGUACUCUGCUGCUGGUGGCUGGGUUUAUUAGCUCUCUCCGUUUACAUCAUGACGAGCUUUUCCCUACUCUCCCCGAGACAGUUUUAGUUGACUUUGAUCUUUAUGGCUAUAAGACACCCUGUCUGCAUCUUGGAGCAAAGACGAUUUUUGCAUUUAAUUUCUGGAUGUUGCUGCGACAACAGUUGAUUGAAAGAAAAGAAGAACAGCAAUGGAAAGAGGAGAAUCUUCAGGAGGUCAAAAUUAAAACUGAUGAGGGUGAGUCAUCUAGGAUGGUGACUAUAUUAGGAGCAUUUAUUAAAGGCACUUUAGUAAAGUAUUGGAUCCUCUGCUGCUGCUCCAUGUUCUUCAUCAUCAGCUUCUCUGGGAAAGUAGUUGUCUACAAAAUCCUCUACAUCUGCCUUUUUCUCUUCUGUGCUGUUCUCUACCAGGUGCAUUAUGAAGUAUGGCGCCGUGUUCUGAAGUACUUCUGGGCUAUAGUGGUUGGAUAUUCCAUGCUGGUGUUGAUCCUGAUUUACAUGUACCAGUUUAAGACUGUCUCAGGCCUGUUUCGUCAGAUCAUAGGCAUGUCGGAAGAGGGGCUGCGGGACCUGGGCCUGGAGCAGUUUGACAUGGUGGAGUUGUUUGCACAGAUCUUGCUUCCUGCUGCCUUUCUACUGGCCUGCAUCCUACAGCUCCACUACUUCAAUAGUGACUUCCUCUCUCUCACCGACCUACAGAAUGUACCUGUGCGUAAUGGUGCAACCAGAGAAGAAGAACUCGGAGAGACUCUGACCUUGAUAUCAGAUACGGUGAAAGAAAACAUUGAAAAAUUCCAGAAACGGUUGGUCAAGGAGCAGCUAGGAGGAGAGGGAGAUGAUUUAUUGGACAGCUCAGGACUAAACCCCUCAUUGGUCAGUGAACAGAGUGAGGAGACAGAAGGAGAAGUUUCAGAGAAAAAAAAGCUGGAGUGUAUAUUAAUAUGUGUCAAUGUGUUUAUUUCAGAACCAGUGGUAAACAAGUGGUUGUUAGUGGUGGACCGGAUGAGUGAGUUGAUGCUGCAAAUUCUGCUGUGGUUGAAUAGAGGUCAGGAGUUUUGCUGGAGGUUGUUAGAACUCCACAGCCUCAAACUUGUUGCUACGGGCAUCAUCUGGGUCAGCCUGAAAGAGGUUUCUUUGAUGAACUUUUUGUUUCUGGUGUUGUGGACAUUUGCUGUGCCAUAUUCAAGACUGCGGCCGGUGGCCUCCACCGUGUCCUCUGUGUGGGCCUGUGUGAUGGUUGUGUGUAAAAUGAUGUAUCAGCUCAAAUUCAUCAAACCAUCUGAGUAUUCUCUUAACUGCACUGCUGGCUUUCUGGUCUCCAAUGUGAGCUGGUACAGUGGGAAUGUGGCUCAGCUUUUGCAGAAGUCAGUUUUAUACAUGGAACCAGUGGACCCAGCUUGGUGGAUUGGGGGUCUAAGAAAGUGUGAGGAUUCCAUCCUGCCCUGCCUGCGGAAUCAUCUGUUAAUACUGGGCCUCCUCGUGUUUGACGUGACUGUCCAUCGGCACCAACUCUACCACCGUCUCCACAAUGACUUAAAGACCCCUCCAAAAGGUGCCAUUUUCCAGAAUAUGACCUGGCAGCACCUGGACCGUGGUGUCCUGCCCUGCCUCAAGUACUUCUGCAACUAUUUCUUCUACAAGUUCGGCCUUGAGAUGUCCUUUGUGGUGGCAGUGAACGUUAUAGGCCAGAGGAUGGACUUCUACGCUCUUCUGCACUCGUUCGCUCUGAUCACAGUUUUGGGACGUCGCCGCAGGAAGGCCAUUGGUGAGAUGUGGCCUAAAUAUUGCUGUUUUACCGCCAGCCUUAUGGUGUUCCAGUACCUGCUCUGUAUUGGCUUGCCUCCUGCACUCUGUACUGAUUAUCCCUGGAGGAAAUCUACUCCAGCUUUCACCUCUAAUCUGAUAAAAUGGCUGUAUCUGCCAGACUUUGCCAUGCAGCCUAACCCCACUUUCAUCCUUUAUGACUUCUUGCUGCUGAUGGUAGCCUCUCUGCAAUGGCAGGUGUUUGAAGAUGAGAAUAAAGCCUCUGUGAGACUCCUGGCGGGGGAAAAUGUGGAGAUCAGCAGAAGCCUAGAUCCUCGGUCGCUUAAUCAGUACACAUCAGUUGGCAACUUUUUGCACUGCAGGUCAUAUCUUGACAUGGCAAAGGUUUUUGUGUUCAGUUACUUCUUCUGGUUGGUGUUGUGCCUUGUUUUCAUCACUGGCACCACUCGUAUUAACAUCUUCUGUCUGGGCUAUCUGGUGGCCUGUUUCUACUUUAUGCUGUUUGGAGACACUGUGCUGCUGCAGCCUGUACGAUAUAUACUCAGACUAUGGGACUGCCUUAUUGCCUAUACCUCUGUGGUCAUUUGCCUGAAGAACUUGAUCUCGCUGGGAUCCUGUGCUUAUCUGGACAGUUUACUGAAGAAUGGCUGUUGGCUUAUUCAAGCUUUCAGCAUGUUCUGCACUAUUAAAGGCUACGAUGUGCCUGAACCUGAUGAUGAGUGUGAGUUGCCAGCAGGAGAGGCUGGUAUUGUGUGGGAUGCGAUUUGUUUUGCUGCUCUGUUGGCUCAAAGGAGAAUAUUCCUCAGCUACUACUUCCUGUAUGUUGUGUCUGACCUUAGAGCCUCGAAGAUCCUUGCUUCCAGGGGUGCAGAGCUGUUUGAAGCCAAAGUGAAGAAACGGGUGGCAGCUAGGCUGGAGAUGGAGAAGAAAUCUGUGAAACUUCUGAAGAAACAGAUGGAGAAAAUAAAGUCAAAACAAAAGAGUCAACCAGCGCACGACCCUAAACCAAAAAGUGACACAGAGCCAACAGGGGAGGGUGAUGAGGGGAAAUGGUGGAAGCCAUGGGUCUCUCGCCCCUCAGUCUGGGACUCCUGUGAGUAUCGCCUCUUUGAAAGUGACAGUGAGGAAGAGGAAUGUGGAGUGGAGGAGAAAAAAGAGGAAGAGUCUGCUCCAAAGAAAAAAUCUGCCUUUCAGUUGGCCUACGAGGCUUGGGUAGCAGGAUCCAAGGCUGCGCUCAGGGGUCAUGAGAGGGAGGAAGCUCAGCUGAGGAGAGUCGAGAGGAGGAGAGCCAAGAAAGAGCUGCAAAGAGAGCGGGGCAUAGAAAGAGCUGCGUCCAGUGAGGAUGAAUUGGAUGAAGCCAGCCCUGAACCAGAGGAAGAAGGGAAAGAACACAUUUACCAGCGGAUCUUUGACUUUCUGAGGUUUAGCUGGAUCUUCCUUCUGUCCCUCAUCGAUGACUUGACAGCAGGCUUGAACUCGUUCUGUAAGGACAAUCUGGACAUCUCUAAGGUGCUGCGCCUGGAGAGAGCACUGCUGAGCCAGCAGCAGAACAAGGGCAGGGAGGUCACCCAUGACAGUAUCCUUCAGUUCUACCAGACCCAUCUGUCCAGACAGAGCACACAGAUCUUGCUGGAUGAGGAGCUAGCUACACCUUCUGUUUCACCACCACCAUUGCCUGCCACGCCUCGUGGCUAUGCCAAACUAAAGAGUGCUAACUCCAAGCUGUCCUGGAGUAGCAGUGUCUCCAGCUGCUUGACCGAAGAGACCAUGCUGAUGUCACGUCAGCCUACUCAAGAUGACAUUGAUGAACCCCGUUCAGCUUCACCCAAAACAGAUCAACACAUCUCUCAACCCACAGCUCAACAGCUACGCCGGAAACUCCUGAAAUGUGCUAAUGUAGAUAUGACAUCAUUUGACCAAGAGAGUCACCUGCCAGAUCAUGAUGAACCGUCUGCUGUAAAUGAAGAGGAUGAAGAGGCAGAAGAUGAAAUGGAUAGGGAAUGGGAAAAGAAGGAAGAAGAAGAAAAUGAGGCAGAGGAACAAGGAGAAGAUCACUUUGAAAUGAAACGUGUUUUACUUAAGUCAUUGUCGUUGGACUCUUUGGCCAUGGUGCCGAAGAGGGAGAACAUUCCAGAACCUCAGGCACUUAGUCAGGAGACCAGGGCCCUCACUGCCAGCGAACUGCUGCUUAACAAUAUGUUUCAGAUCCCAGAGAUCGACGAGUCUGAUAAGUUCUACCAUUCCUUACCACGUCAACUGCGACUCAUCUUCGCCCUCUAUAACACCAUGGUCUCCCAGUCAGAGAUGCUCUGCUACUUCGUCAUCAUCCUCAACCAUAUGGUGUCUGCCUCUCUGCUCACACUCUUCCUCCCCAUCCUCAUCUUCCUCUGGGCCAUGCUAUCCGUGCCACGGCCCACCAAGCGAUUCUGGAUGACCGCCAUCAUCUACACUGAGCUUACUGUUGUAGUGAAGUACUUCUUCCAGUUUGGUUUCUUUCCAUGGACUACCUCUGCGUAUCGUGGGAUUAACGCAGAGCGUCCGUUCGCCCUGCCCAACAUUGUGGGAGUGGAAAAGAAAGAUGGCUACGUUCUGUUUGACCUCAUCCAGCUGCUCGCUCUUUUCUUCCAUCGUUCCAUCCUCAAGUGUCAUGGACUCUGGGACAACAAAGAGGUGGAGAUGCCUGAUUUCUUUAAGAAGCUAAAGAAGAAAACAGAGAAGAAGAGGCAGAGUGGAGUGACAAGAGGAGAGCAGGGAGAGACAAGAAGACGACUCCUCUUCCUUCCGCUCCAGACCUCCACUGCUUCUCUUUUUUGCAGGCAGAGGGGUGGCGAGAGUUCUGAUAGCCAUGAUAUUGAGCAGGUGAAGAAGAAUCACUCAAAGAAGAAGAAACGGCAACACAAAGUGUUUCCUUUAUCCAGGAAAGAGCAGAUCAGACAGCGGGUCAGAGAGAGACUACUGGAAGCUAAGGCUGCCAUUAUAGAAGUUGCUCUACACAUAUACUUACCCAUCAGGCAGUUCUUCUAUGACAUCAUCCACCCUGAGUACAGCCCUGUGUGCGAUGUGUACGCUCUGAUGUUCUUGAUAGAUGUUGUAAACUUUAUCAUCAUUAUCUUCGGAUACUGGGCUUUUGGGAAGCAUAGUGCUGCAGCUGACAUCACUGAAUCCUUAUCAGAGGACCAAGUUCCUGAGGCCUUCCUGGUCAUGCUCCUCAUCCAGUUUGGCACCAUGGUAGUGGACCGUGCACUCUAUCUACGCAAAACCCUGCUGGGGAAGUGCGUGUUCCAGGUGGUUCUGGUGUUUGGGAUACACUUCUGGAUGUUCUUCAUUCUGCCUGGAGUCACAGAAAGGAGGUUCAACAGAAACCAAGUUGCACAGCUAUGGUACUUCGUGAAGUGCAUCUAUUUUGGUCUGUCGGCAUACCAAAUCAAAUGUGGCUACCCCAACCGAGUCCUUGGCAACUUUCUCACUAAGAACUACAACUACCUCAACCUCUUUCUCUUCCAAGGGUUUCGGUUAGUCCCAUUUCUGACCGAGCUGCGGGCAGUGAUGGACUGGGUGUGGACAGAUACCACCCUCAGUCUGUCUAGCUGGAUCUGUGUGGAGGACAUCUAUGCCAACAUCUUCAUUCUCAAGUGUUGGAGGGAGUCUGAGAAGAAAUAUCCUCAUACUCCAGGACAGAAAAAGAAGAAGGUGGUGAAGUAUGGCAUGGGUGGUUUCAUCAUUUUUGCCCUCAUCUGCAUUGUGUGGUUUCCUCUGCUCUUCAUGUCAUUGGUCAAAUCAGUUGCUGGAGUAACCAACCAGCCGUUAGAUGUUUCCAUCCAGCUUAGCAUAGCAGGAUACGAGCCUUUGUUCACCAUGAGUGCCCAAGAACAGAAUCUGGUGCCUUAUUCUCAAUCUGCGUACCACAAGAUGACUAAUGUUUAUGCCACCCACCCGUCUGCAAUGCAAUUCAUAGUAAACUACAUGGCAGAGGACAUAGUGAUAGCGAAGGUUAAAAGUGAUGCCAGUUUGCUGUGGAGCAUCAGUCCCGCCAGCAGAGAAGCCAUGAUUCAGGAACUCAGCAAUUCCUCACACAUUUAUGUCACACUACGCUGGACCUUACUGAGAAAUGCAUCCCUGGUGAUGAAUGCAGAAACAGCUGGUGAACAUACAGUAAAAUAUGAGGACAAAGAGCUGAAAGACAAUCUGGUGCAGAUGCUCCAAGGAACACGUAGCGAGUCAGUGAUCAUUGACAAACUGCUGCCUAAAUAUAUCAGAGGACCUUCCGGACCAGAGGCUAAAAUGGCACAUCGACUUAUUGUCGAACAUUCCAGUCGCCCAGAUGAUCUUCAUUUAGCUUUCUUCCAUCCACUGUCCAUCAAACUGCGACAAGCCAAUGGGAGUAUAGAGGGCAGAGGGCUUCAGUGGUGGGUGGUGGAGGAGUGCACUCCAGGACCUCCACCAAUGAGGUGCCAGAACAUUGAGAUUGUGGUCUUCAAUGACAAAGUCAGUCCAUCCAGCCUGGGCUUCUUAGCCGGAUAUGGUAUCAUGGGGCUGUACAUGUCAGUGGUGCUGGUGAUUGGUAAGUUCGUACGAGAAUUCUUUAACGGAAUAUCCCGCUCCAUCAUGUUUGAGGAGCUGCCGAAUGUGGACCGGGUGCUGAAACUGUGCACUGACAUCUUUGUCGUCCGGGAAGCUGGUGAGAUGGAUUUGGAGGAACAACUGUUUGAGAAACUCAUCUUCUUAUACCGCUCGCCUGAAACCAUGAUCAAAAUGACACGGGAGAAGAAAAAUGACUGA